UCGGCCCAGGAUCCCCCCGGUGACUCGGUCCGUCUGUAGCUCUGACAGCUCCGAUAUCUCAAAGUCCAUUUAAACUGUUUUAAUACUCCGCACUUUAGUGGCCGCUCGUGUCGGCAAAUCGUUCGUCAUCCGGUGAAACUUUGAAGGAUUAUCGGGCCGGGGCAUUGAAGCUCUACUUGUCAAAGCCAGGAAAAACCUCAACGCAAAUACGAGGCCCUCACUCCGUCCCCGGAUUCACCUGCUACGCGGAGAGCCUCACACGGGAGAGCCGACAUGGGGGACACGGGGAGCGAGGGCAGCAAGCCUCCGAGCAACGUUAACGUGAUACCCCCGCGCUGCCCCUGCGGGUUUUGGGGGUCGAGCAAAACUAUGAAUCUGUGCUCAAAAUGUUUUGCAGACAUACAGAAGAAACAGACAGAUGGUGAUUGUGCCCCAAAAGCCUCCUCAAGCUCCAGCAGCAGCCAAGCAGACAUCUUCUGUAAUGAAUCGAACAGCAGCAUCAGUCCGUCGCUCAUGUUGAUGUCUAACACAUCAGAAGAGCCUUUGCCAGGAGAGACAGGAGUGACAUCUCUACCUGCUCAGGACGAAGUAUCCAGCACAGACACCGUCUUCAGUUCACUCUCCACUCCCACAAAACGCUCCUUUGAGUCAGCCUCGGAGUCAGAAAGUGACGUUUCUCCCGACAAGCGAGUGAGAGUGGGCGAGCUGCCAGAGAGUGAGGAGUCGUCGUCAUCGUCUUUGUCUGCAUCACCAUCCUCGUCUCGCGGUGGCUCCAAACAGCGGAGCCGCAAACGCUGCCAUCGCUGCCAAACCAAACUGGAGUUGGUUCAGCAAGAGCUGGGGUCCUGUCGCUGUGGUUAUGUCUUCUGUAUGCUCCAUCGGCUCCCAGAGCAACACGAUUGCCUGUUUGACCACCUGGGCCGUGGUCGGCAGGAGGCUGUCCUCAAGAUGGUCAAGCUUGACCGCAAGGUGGGCCGCUCUUGCCAGCGCAUCGGCGAGGAGUGCUCCUGAGCGGCUGUUUCCCACAAAAGAAUCUCAGUGUUCAGACGGUGUCUUAGCACUAACAGGGAUUUGAUUUUUUUACAUUUUUUUUCCUUCUCAUUUUGGUUUUCAGGAUUUUUGCAGGUUUUUUUUUUUUUUUUGGAUACAAACCUGCUCAUUUAUUUUUAAGUUAUGCUUGAUUUUUUUCAAUCCCACUGUUACCCAUAUCCAAGUUGUUUUCUGCUUCUGUUGGCUUGAUCAUAUCCCUACUGCUAAGACGCCUUUUGGAAAAUCCAAACCCAGGAAUAAGAGAACAAGAAAGAGCAAAGGAAAUAUAUACUUUCUUCGCUUUUUCGCCAGGUCCUGACUACAAAAGUGUGAGUGAAGUAAGAAUGGAUAUAAAGAUGAGGAGAAGAAAUACAAGGCUUUAUACAAAUGUUUGUCCAGGAAGCCAGUUUAAGACUAUACUCUUUACCUCAAAAAAAAAGGAAAAAAAAAAAGAGGAAGGGAUGGUUACCCUUUGUGUACACUUUUGCUUUGGCAAUGUUUAUAGACUGUGCUCUUUACCUCAAAAUCAGACAGAGCUGCUUUCUACUCUGCGCCAAGCAUGGACUUAGUGAAGCGAACCCAGCUAGCCAGCGUCAGUUGAAGUCGGUGUCUCACCCCCAGGCCGUCCACCACCUGUAAUCCUGAAUCACCUGUUAAUCAUCCACCUCAGGAUAUCAAAGCUCAAUCUUAACCCUUCCUUCAUCCAACUUGCAUCCUUCUCUUUUCCUCUACAGGACACUUUUCUGCCCCUUUGGUUUCAUCAUUGUUCUGAAUGUGUUUCUGUGUUACUGAGGACACCACUGUGGACAAUGAAAGUGGCGUAUUACUGUAAGCUCAAGUUGAGAAUUUGCAGUGUGAGCUGGGCUAAAACACAUAUUGUGCUGGUGGGGACAGUGAGCUGGUUGUUGGACUGCAGCACAGAUCUUUCUUUAACAUUGGUGUGAUUGAUCAAAACUUAAUAUGUUGAAAAUUCUCUCGGUCUUCCUCUUUUUUUUCUAAGUCUUUAUCACCUGAUUUUCUCCAGCCCAUGUGGAUUAUGUGUGUUGGACGUGACAAGAUGGAUAUUAAAAUGUGCUUAUGAUUUGUAAGUUUGCAUUGUACACAAACACUUUAUAAUGGGUAUGUGCCCAGCUGUUGUUCACAUCGAGCACAAGCAGGUAAAAAUCAAACAUUUGGAGUCACUCAGAGGUUGUUGCUUGUUUGGGAUGGUGAUGGUUGUUAUUGUUCAGGUCUCUCAAUGUCUUAGGCCUUCAUUUCAGUUAUCCACAGUUUUAAAGGUCAUUUUUGGCUCUAGCUGUGAAACAAGACUCUGUGUUCUUGGGUUUUUCAUUCCUCUUUUCAGUACUUAAAAAGUCCUCCAUACUUCACUACCCCAUGUUUUGAUUUCCAGAUAGCAUGACAAGCUCUCAUGCACCCUCCUCCUCCUGUCUUUCACUCCCCUUUUCUCAUCUUUUCCUUAUUGAUUGAUCUAUAUUUUCCCCCCUUAUUUCAACCUCUCUGUCUUCCCUCCUCAAUUGUUCUUGUUGUACAUGAGGGGAAGAGGGCUGUGGUGAGCAGAGCCUUGAAAGUCAAAAUCAGCAAAUAAUUACUUUCUAAACGUUUCCUGGUGGACUAUGGGAGACAUGAACAGAAAAUGCAUAAUGAAUGAAUAUUCUGUAUCUUAAAGAAAACCUUAUUUAACCCUUUUUUGCAUUUCAGAUUUACUUACACUUUAGUGUAGAGUUGCAUUUUUUGGUUGUAAGAUGGUAUAAAAUGGGAAGAUGAACCUGGAAAAUUCUAUAUUUUGUUUCCAUUACAUUUUGUUUUUCCUCUCCAACUUUUUCUUUUAUUGAGAAAGAAUAAACUGGAUUAGACAAAAUAUGAA
Molecule: messenger RNA, 2893 nt
Organism: Scomber scombrus (Atlantic mackerel)
Lineage: Eukaryota; Metazoa; Chordata; Actinopteri; Scombriformes; Scombridae
Product: AN1-type zinc finger protein 3-like
Exons: 6
Coding region: 274-1011 (245 amino acids)
Molecular function (GO): DNA binding; zinc ion binding
Source: RefSeq, a predicted model, not a curated record